AUGGAACGUCUAUUGUGCAACCGAGCCAAUGAAGCCCGCGACUCUCUAGCUAUUAUCGAUGGAGACCAGCGAUUAUCGUUUUGCAAUCUCAUCUCUGUUGCCGACAUCAUAGCUGAGAAAUUGGCUGAGAAAGGACUGGGCAUUCAAGAGCCGGUGGGAAUUGUCCUUGGCCCAGGUUGGCAACAAGUUGUCUCCCAAGUCGCAGUCUUGAGAGCAGCUGGAAGUUGUACUCCCAUUGAUCCAUCUGUGCCUGACAUCCAACUCAGGGCCAUGCUGUCCGACUUGGAUGUGCGAUUUGUCCUUACAACCACUGAUCUUUCGGCCAGGGUGUCUCAGUUUGAGGUACUGUCAAUUGAGUCCCUUUUGGAGUCUGAUCAAAAAGUGGACAUACAAGGAGAAAUUACAGUGAGAUCUGACAUGCCUGAAGAUCACAGAAGCCAUCUUCUUCAUACGUCAGGUUCAUCGGGAAAGCCUAAAGCUGUUCAAGUUUCUUCCGCCGCCUUGAUUCAUCUGGCUACCUCAUCCCCGAUUGACAUCAAGCCUGGUGAUCGAGUUGGACAGUUGAACAACCCAGGCUUUGACCUGUCUUUGUUCGAGAUAUGGGUUACUUUACUUUCCGGAGCUACGGUAGUACACGUGCCAAAGUCCGCCAUCAAGGACCCGCUAUCCUUUGCCACUUUUUUGAAAGAUGAAAGCAUUACGAAUGCUAUCAUUCCUACCGCUCUAUUUAACAUAGUGGCCACCAGUGCCCCUUCCGCGUUUCAAAACCUUCACCACGUUGUAACCGCUGGCGAGUCACCGAAUCCAAAUUCAAUGGAAAAUGUACUUGGCAGCGACGGCCCCCCUGCAAACUUGUGGAAUGCUUACGGACCUACGGAGACGACAUGCUUCUCGACUCUGCGGCAGGUGACUCUUGAAGACACCCGAAGUGGAGAAAUCAGUGCAGGAAAACCGUUUGGAGAUACUGUGCUCUACCUUCUUGACGAGGACAAGAAGCCAAUUUUCGGUGAGGAAGUCGAGGGUGAAAUUUGCAUCGGGGGUCCAGGAUUAUCGGCCGGUUACUUGAAUCGCCCCAAAAAAAACGCUGAAAAGUUCAUUGAAAUCGAGGCUCCAAGUCCCGAAGCAUCUGAUCAGCUGGAGAAAAUUCGGGUAUACCGGACUGGGGAUGUUGGUGUCUGGAAAGGGGAACCGAAAACUCUCCAUUUCGUUGGGCGCCUAGACCUUCAGGUCAAACAUCAAGGCUUUCGUGUUGAACUUGAGGAAGUUGAGCGUACGAUCGCCGCACAGGGAAACAUCAAGGAAGUGGCCUGCUUGCAUGAAAAAUCUAGCGAUGGUGCUGGAUCCGACCGACUUGUGGCUUUCGUUGUUCCGGAAAGCGAUAGCCCAAUCGAUCCACAAAGUAUAAUCGAGAACAUCCAAGAUCAACACCCUUACUACAUGGUGCCUGAUCAAGUCCAAGUUAUCUCAGAGAUGCCUUUGAAUUCCCGCGGCAAGGUGGAUCGUGCUACACUGGCUGAGAGGAAUGCGGAAUCCCACCAGGAGGAGUCCUCCCGCAACGGUGAAGGUGGAGAAAUAGGCGGCGUCGAGAUGAUUUCCGAGAUUCUGAAAGGUAUUCUCAGUAUCUCCACUCCCAGUCCCCAUGAGAACGUUUUCUCUCUUGGCCUAUCGUCAUUACAAGUUGCUCGGUUCCUUGGUUCGAUCAAGCAAAAGGUUGGAAGGUCGCUGUCAAUUAAGGACCUCUAUAUCAACCCAACAAUUGAAUCACUAGCACAGCUCCUUGGCCAACCUGAAAAAGUCAAUUAUGGGCCAUCUGAGAUCCUGCAAUUUGAAGCUGACAGCCAACUUGCCGACGAAAUUGAGCUACUCCCGAAUUGGUUCUCCGAGGGUCGCGUAUUCCUGACAGGUGCCACCGGAUUCAUCGGAAUUAAUCUCCUGCAUCGCUGGCUCUCCAUGCCGUCCAUGAAAGAGAUUGCGUGCCUUGUCCGAGGCAAUGAAAAUCACUCGCCUAUGGACCGAGUUCAAAAUACAUUCGAGAAGUACGAUCUGUGGGAAGAAAAUAUGCGCGAGAAAAUGAAGAAGAUCAUCUUCAUAGACGGUGAUAUAACACAGGAUCGCCUCGGGCUUUCACACAGCGAUUAUGAAUGGCUUGUCGGUUGGGCGCCAGCAGUAUUUCACGCUGCUGCCAAGGUCAACUGGUGUGAGCCUUACAGCAGUCAUUAUGCACCAAACGUGCUGGGCACCAAGAAUGUUCUUCGUGUCGCAGUCGAAGGACGAAGAAAGGUUUUUCAUUACAUUUCCAGCAUCGAUGUUUGGGCGGUCACUGGACUCAUUCUGGGAACAGAAGUUGUGUCCGAGGACGGCUCACUCAAGGUGCAUCUUGCUUCCCUCCCUUUCGACACAGGCUAUGCCCAAAGCCAAUGGGUAGCAGAUGAGAUGGUGCAGAGGAUGCGUGACCGAGGCCUGCCGGUGACCAUUUAUCGCCCUGGCUUCGUUGUUGGCGAUAGCAAGACAGGGGCAGGUAACCCAGACGAUUUCUUUAGUCGAAUGAUUGUUGGGUGCAUUCAACUGGGAUAUUGGCCGCAUCUACCAUCACAAAAUAUGGAAUAUGUCACAGUCGACUAUGUAUGCGAUUCAAUUCUGCAUAUAUCCUCAGACAGUCGCAACAUCGGCCAUGCUUAUAGCUUGACUGCACCAAAUCCAGAUCUCACUACGCACAUGGAAAAGUUGUGUACACUUAUCAAUGAGGCUGGCUUCCCCCUUGAACAAAUCCCAUAUCCAGAUUGGCUGCAAAAGCUAGAAACCUGGAGCCAGUUGGAAUCGAGCCCGUUACUGUCUUUGAUGCCCUUACUUGCAGAGCCUGUUCUACGUGAUUCUACGCGUCUACAAACAAGCAAGUAUUCUCCGGUUUAUGAGUGCCCAAAUACUUUGAAAGCAAUCAGGAGCCGUGACGACAUUUUUUAUGUACAACUUACUUCUCAACUGGUACGGAGUUUCAUCGAGUUCUGGACCCGUAAAGGGUUCCACAGCCUUUGA
Penicillium pulvis is the source of this 3033-nucleotide messenger RNA. RefSeq names its product non-ribosomal peptide synthetase. The record is from RefSeq and is a predicted model, not a curated record. The transcript has a single exon. Bases 1 to 3033 code for a protein of 1010 amino acids. Lineage: Eukaryota; Fungi; Ascomycota; Eurotiomycetes; Eurotiales; Aspergillaceae.